AUGUACGACGAGGAGCCGCGUGCGAUCUGCAAUCUGCCCCUCAGCGGCACUGUUGGAAUUCUCAGCUCAUUGGUGCUGCUUUCGCAAGUGGUCGCCUUAUUUCUGGUCUGCUCCGAUAAUUUCUUCAUUUAUUUUUUUGAACUUCUGAUUGCAUUCGGAAUGGCGAUCUAUGUGUUCAUGAUGAUGUUCAUAGUUUUUGGAAUGCUGGUUGGUAUAAGUUUUUUGCCGAGCUAUAGACGUAGAUACUGUGACGAACCUGUGAUGAUUAGAACGACGACGACCACGAUGUCAUCAUCCACCGAUUCUCCGCUGAAAACGAAUCAAAUAGUAAAUCCGCCGUUACAAAAUGUACCGCUCGACAGUGGCGAAAACGAUAACCCCAAUUGCGUUCCACUCACAGGAGCAUUUUGGGCAAGCGUUUGGGUAUCGGUGGCGCUUUCUCUCAUCAGCGUGCUGAUCGCUUGCGUUCAAAUUCGCUACACACUAGUUUUGUACAAGUACCUGCGAACUCGCCAACGACACCCUUACGAGCCUGGUGCUCCACCACGGUACACUCCCGAAUCUCCGCACACCCUUCAGACCUCGCCAGCACAGGUGGACGCUGGCCCGCUGCCACCCAAACUCAGCCAGCCUGAGGUGGCCACGCUCACCGCCGAGUCGCUGGUGAGUCCACCGACAAAUCCGCCACCGUCACCGAUAGACAAGGCGGUACUACCGAUGCCAUUUCUGCGCGUGGAGAGGCCACCCGAGUACACCGAAACACCUGGACCAUCGGAAAGGACUUACGCGAACCAAACGAAACCACCUGAAAACAUGGACGAGGUCGACCUCAACGAGGUCCGAUCUCCGUCACGAGUCAACCUUCUCGAUUAG
This is a messenger RNA of Ostertagia ostertagi, 873 nucleotides long. The record is from the annotation of a GenBank genome assembly. Lineage: Eukaryota; Metazoa; Nematoda; Chromadorea; Rhabditida; Trichostrongylidae.